Molecule: messenger RNA, 2993 nt
Organism: Chrysemys picta bellii (western painted turtle)
Lineage: Eukaryota; Metazoa; Chordata; Testudines; Emydidae
Source: RefSeq, a predicted model, not a curated record
GCUGGCUCCAGGGAAGUGGCGCUCGGCGCGGUCCAGGCGAGCCGAGAUGCGGGAGUCCCGCGAGCGGAGGCGCUAGGAGUCGGACCUUCACGCUCGCGGGGAGCGGGGCCGAUGGCUGCCCGGGGGCUGCUGCUCCUGCUGCUUCUCCAGGGGACCCAGGCGGCGCCCCCGCAGACAUUGAUUAUCUCACCUCAGUCCUGUAAUGUGCUAGAGAACUGGCUCUAUGAUGAAACUUCACAACGCUGCUGCUACCAGUGUCCCUCAGGCUACCAUAAACGGAAAGAGUGUCCCACAGAUCCAGACCGGGACUGCGGGCAGUGUGAACCCGAGCACUUCCUGAACAGGGAGCAAGGGAAGCCACGCUGCGAGGCCUGCGUGUCGUGCAAGCCAGAAUACGACCUUGUGGAGAAAGUCCCUUGCUCCUUCAAUUCCAGAAGGGUGUGUGAGUGCCGAGCAGGGCUGUUUUGUAAGGUUGCCGUUCUGAACAGCUGUGCGCGAUGCAUUUCCCACGCUGUCUGCAAGCCAGGAUUUGGAGUCCUAGUCAGAGGCACCUCAGAAGUUGAUGUCUCCUGCCAAGAAUGCCCUUUGGGGACCUUCUCUGAGCGGCACUCCAGCACCGAACGCUGCAAGCCCCACACGGACUGUGCCAAGCUAAACAAAGUAGCCGUGGACAGCGGAAAUUCCACACACGACCAAGUCUGCAUGGACCCACCUCCCACCCACCUCACACCUGCCACUUUGUCUGCGAAAUUCAGCAACGAGCCGAAGGAUUCCGACAGGGCAAAAGCGCUGCUCCUGAACGAGCAGCCAAGUGAUGGGAGCUUUGUUCCCUGGGGUGCGGUGGUUCUUUGCAGCAUGGUGCUUCUCGCUGGUAUGCUGGCGGUUUGGCAAAGGAAGGCUUGCAAGAGGCGGAUCUUCACCCCCAAUGGGAAGACUCUUGAUCUGUAUCCAGUCACUACAUGUAGACUCAAAUCUUCAAGUCAGGGUUCUGAUCUGAUGAAGAACUGUGCAAAGAGGUUCAGUAUGCUGAAAGCUGACAAAGAGUCAGAAGAGAGGGAGUUGUUAAACAGAAUCCCUGUUGUGGAAACCAACAACAACUUGGUCUCCAGCUCAGAAAAAAAUCCCAGUCCUGACUCAAGCCUGGCUGAGACGAUCCAGAGCACCGGGAAUGCCACAGACUACCCUGCUGAUUCCCGAGUGAGGGACCACACUAAUAACCGAAUCGACAAAAUAUACAUAAUGAAAGCCGACACUGUGAUUGUGGGAUCCAUUUCGGAAGUGCCCGUCAGCAAGAACUGCGCGGUUAGAGGAUGUGAAAAUGAUGCUAAGGCUCAAGAAAACAUGGAGGAAAACGAACUUGCAAUGCAUUAUCCGCAGCAGGAGACAGAAUCGUUUCCAGGAAGUGAUGUAAUGAUUCCGGUGGAGGAGGAGGGCAAGGAAUUUCAUCACCCUACCACUGCCACUGAGAAGUGAUGUCUUGCAGAGAAGCUCUUGAAGACUAAAGCUACACAGAUGCCAAUUGUGCUAGUGAUAUCCAGUGCAUUGGGGAGCCAUGAAUGCCUUAUUGUCUCAGAUGCUGGAAGGAUGGUUGGGGGUCAUGGGAGCACUUUGGUACAAGGUGUCAUAGAAUUGAUUUCAUCCAGGAAACAAGAGAAUCGUCAAUAGUAACAAGAAGGAUUUACACUUAUGGAUCACAUCAAAUAUUUCUCUCCACUUCUCCUCCGCACGUCCAGUUACAGAUGGGACUGAAUCCAAACCCCACGUUUGAACACUCCAAAACUCUGAGGACUUUUGGAUUCUGAUCCAACUCUACAGUUGCCCCAUCUUCAUAACUGAAUGAUAUAAAUCCAUUGUGAAAAUUCAAGUCAGGAUCCAAAGACUGAAGAUUGGGGCCUAUCUCUGAAUCCUCUAUCUGUAGUUGUGUUGUUCCUAUCAUUGUUGCCAAUUCUUGGGAUUUUAUUGCUAUUCUCACAACCUUUUUUUUUCUGAAAGUCCCAGCUCCUGGAGUCAUGUGAUCACAUGAGAAUCUCAGCCCUGACGGUAGUGGAUAAAAGCUUGGAAACAUGACCUAAGUGUGCCCUCGAGGCACAGAUACUAGAGUGUAAAUAAAACAAACCCAACAUUUAUUCAUGAUUUUUUUUUUAAGCCAAUCUCAUGAAUAGUUUGAAGCUGGACUCAAGGUGGACUUCCGUGAUUAACUUUUUGAUUUUGAUAAAGAAAACUGACAAUGAAAAGUACAAAAAGGUAAAUGACUUACAGCUUGUAUAUAUUUCCCAAUACUGCAUGCUUCACGGGCUCUCCAAUGCAAUUAUGCUGUUUCAGAACCUGUCAAAGCUGCAAGACCGGACAAUACAAAACCAGACACUACUAGAUAGACAUAACAUGAUAGAAAUAAAAUAGGAGAAGACAUACAUGAAUAGGGAGAAGAGGGAAGAGAGAAGAGUCCAAGAGGGAGGGGAAAAGAGAAUGGAGUCUGGCAUUCUUUGAGCCCUCUGUACAUGUGUUUUAUCCAAAUGUAUCUAAAAAAGGGGUCCACGUUUCUUUCAAUUCAGACUCCAGGGUUUUGAUGUUUGGGAUUGGCAGUGCUACUACAUCAUGGCCUUCUCCAGUACAAGCCAAAGGGUUUGGAAUAUUUAGAUGUUGUACUGCAAGUGAACUUUGCCUCCGAGUCUGAAUUAAGCAGGCCUGGCGAAUAUGGAUAUGAUUGUACAAGGAAAACAAAAGGUUUUCCAAAACAAACAAAGAUUUUUUUUUUUUUAAAUGCCACAUUGCUGGUUUCCUAAAACCAUGUCAGUUUCUGCUGCGUUUGGAAGAAGUGCAGGUGGUGGUCUGGGAAGCGCUUAUUUACAUAUUAUUUUUUAAAAAAACCUCUCAAGUUUUGUGAUCAAAUGACGCAAGAUGCUAAACUCUCAUGCUGCUAAGUCUAUAAUUGUAAAUGUAAUGCAUCAGUGCUGACCGCGCUUUCACGUGAUUAUGGAAAAUGAGUUACAUGA